AUGUUAGAUAAGAAAGCAGACAAAACAGAGCUUCAAACAUUAAAGACUCAGAUUCUUGAAACAUUAUAUCCUAUAGGUUCUAUUUAUACGUCAAUGAAUUCAACAAAUCCAGAAACAGUUUUAGGUUUUGGUACUUGGGAACAGAUUGUAGACAAAUUCUUAUACUGUGCUAACUCUUCAAAGCAAACAGGUGGUUCGAAGAAAAUUACUGAAGCAAACUUACCUGCGCACACUCAUACAGGAACUACAAACUUUUCUGGCGACCAUAGCCACUCAUUAAGAGACCAUCCAUUAUACAACUCAGAAUAUAAAGCUGGCAAUGACGUUUUAUCUCCAUCUUAUAACAAUGCAGCAAAAAAGACUUUUCGACCAACUGAACCAGGAGGAAAUCAUGUCCAUACUUUCACAACAAAUCCAACAGGCUCGGGUGCAGAUUAUAUGCCACCAUUUAUGACUGUAUUCGCAUGGUAUAGAGUUCAAUGA
Messenger RNA from Trichomonas vaginalis G3, 483 nucleotides. RefSeq names its product phage tail repeat-like family. The transcript has a single exon. The record is from RefSeq and is a predicted model, not a curated record. The coding region runs from base 1 to 483 and encodes 160 amino acids. NCBI's taxonomy places the organism in Eukaryota, Parabasalia, Trichomonadida, Trichomonadidae.